AUGGACUUGAAAACUUGUGAAUCUAAUUGGGAUGAAUUAAUUCCAAGUAUUUUAUUUGCAUAUAGAACAUUAAAACAAGAAUCUAUAAAAUAUACUCCUUUUUAUCUUGUACAUGAUAGAGAAGUACAACUACUAAUAGAUAUUGAAUUCCAAGAUCAAGAACAAAAUUUAAAUCCAAUUGAAAAUUUUGAAAAAUCUUUGAAUAGAAGGAUUAGUGCUUUAAAGGGAAUAUUUAUUGAUACUCAAAUCAUUAAUCAUAGAAAUAUUCAACAUGCACAGGAAUUCCAAAGAAAUCGUCAACAAAAUUUAAAGAAAGCUCAAACUUAUGAAGUUAAUGAUAUCAUUUUAUUGUACGACUCUGCAAAAUAA
Molecule: messenger RNA, 369 nt
Organism: Diversispora eburnea
Lineage: Eukaryota; Fungi; Glomeromycota; Glomeromycetes; Diversisporales; Diversisporaceae
Source: the annotation of a GenBank genome assembly